Drosophila suzukii is the source of this 1135-nucleotide messenger RNA. It is a transcript of the gene Cpr78Ca, whose product is annotated as Cuticular protein 78Ca. The record is from RefSeq and is a predicted model, not a curated record. NCBI's taxonomy places the organism in Eukaryota, Metazoa, Arthropoda, Insecta, Diptera, Drosophilidae.
UUGUCAGAGGCGGGAUGUCCGCAAGUCGGACAUGUGAAUCAUAAUCGUAUUCGAACCACGGUGCAUAACUUUCGAUUUCAGAUCGGCUGACUAUGCAGGCACACCUACAAAUGGACCCCGAAAAAUCCAAAACAACUUCAUUGUCAGGCGAUAAUGGCCGGGCAUUAGCACAAAAUCAAUAUAAAUCAAUUCCCGGGCUUCGAACUUGUAUUUUUUUUCGGUGACAAUGCGUAUGAGUUCGCCUUUUGGUUGCACCGAUUCCCGGUUUAUGCUAUUUAGCUUCCUCGUCUGAUAUUCCGAGAACAGUUCCCAGAGAGCUGAAUUGAUUAGAUGAAGCUUCCUCUAUAGAAAUCGAAAGCUUCCUUUUCGGCCUCGUCAAAUGUAUUUUGGCCAGUUUCAAUUUAACUUUCGAGCGCAGCAGAUCGCGUCGCCUUAACUCUGCUGCCUCACAACGGUUUAAGCUCGGAUACUGACUUUGAUUCAGGUUCGGAAUCGGUUUCGCCUUCAGAAGUCUAUCAGGUUCAAGAUCCACAGCGUAAAAACAAACAUUUGGAAUAAUUUUAAUUAGGCGACAAUGUCGUUUGGCAAGAUUGUGGUGCUCCUGGUCCUUAUCCACCUCAGCCAUUGUCUCGGAGACACUGCCCCGUUUUUGGCCAGGACCAUUUACUACCGGAAUACCCCGCCCGAUCCCUUUGGUCACUACGACUUCGAGUUCCAGACCACCAAUGGGAUAACCACCAAGGGAGCUGGAAACGAAAAUGGAGCCGUAGGUGUGGUUCAGUUCGUGUCCCUCGAGGGCAUUCCCGUAACCUUCUCGUACGUGGCCGAUGCCAAUGGGUAUCAGCCCACCGGAGAUCAGAUUCCGGCCAUUCCGCUGCACGUAAUCCGCCAGUUGGAGUACAUCCGCACACAUCCGCCGGUGGACGAGCGUCGCUCGAGGCGUUGGUAAAACUCGACGAUAUUAAAACAAUUAUAUAUUGACACUGAAAUAGCUGUCGAUUGUCUGGCCGAACACCGUUACAGUUGCAGAAUAUUAUUAUUUCGUAUUUAUGUUUAUUGUUUUUCCAUGCAAAUGGGACGUACGAAGGAACAACAACAGAGCCAGCAACAAAAUCAUGCCAAAAUAUAUAGCAAG